This is a messenger RNA of Aspergillus chevalieri, 1377 nucleotides long. Its product is annotated as putative pachytene checkpoint component Pch2. Lineage: Eukaryota; Fungi; Ascomycota; Eurotiomycetes; Eurotiales; Aspergillaceae. The transcript is spliced from 8 exons. Gene Ontology annotation, biological process: reciprocal meiotic recombination; meiotic recombination checkpoint signaling. The record is from RefSeq and is a predicted model, not a curated record. Gene Ontology annotation, molecular function: ATP binding; ATP hydrolysis activity. The coding region runs from base 1 to 1377 and encodes 458 amino acids. Gene Ontology annotation, cellular component: chromosome; nucleus.
AUGGAAGUCAUUCAACAGCCAGUUCUUCACAUCGAAGCUCGCGUGAAGAACACGGGAGAUGGAAUGAUAGUUCGUACGGAUCUGAUCAGGAACGAUAUUACGCAGUGGCUCAUCGACAACUUCGUGGUCCUUUCACUGGGACAAGAGAUCUAUUCGUUUGACGGCCUGAAGGAACCGUACGCGCAGGCCUUGGAUUCCAUCCUCGUCACGGAGUGCAGUGGAGGGGAGACCGAAUCGGGAGCUUAUCGCCUUCAGCACGUCGAACUUGACGUCCAAGCGUACCAGCUUCGUCCACAAUUCGAGCACGAAAGCGCGCAGCAGACCCAGCACCUCGAGGAACCAGCCGACGCGAACGACGAUACGCCAAAAGCGAAGAUACUGGCUUUACCGAGCAAGGAGUUGGAUGGGCUGUGGGAAUCGCUUCAGUUCGACCAGCCGGUUCAAUCUACUCUUCUCAACGCCAUAACUCGCAUGGUCUCGUUCUCAACCCGCAAGCCUAACAAAUGGUCUAUCAACUGGAACAGAUUGGUUCUCCUCUGGGGUCCUCCGGGGACAGGAAAGACGAGCUUGUGUCGGGGGCUUGCUCAGAAACUUGCGAUACGUCUGGGAAAGCAUUACCCACAGAGUAAGUUGGUCGAGAUCAAUGCGCACUCACUGGGAAGCAAGUUCUUUGGCGAGAGCGGCAAAUUGGUGGGCAGGUUGUUCGAGAGCAUUGCGUCGUCACUCGAAGAGGAGGAAGACACCUUUUUUUGCGUCUUCAUAGACGAGAUCGAGACUAUCGCUGCUCGACGAGAACGGGCAUUGAGUGGCAAUGAGCCAUUCGAUGCCAUUCGCGCAGUGAACGCCCUGCUGACAGGGUUGGAUAAGCUGCGCAGCUAUCCUAACGUCGUUACCAUUUGCACGAGCAACUUGGUAAACGCUCUAGACGAAGCCUUUCUCGACCGGGUCGAUAUCAAACAAUUCAUGCCACACCUAUCCAACCGAGCGAUCUACGGGAUAUACAAGGACUGUCUAGAGGAGCUGAACCGUUGUGAGAUUGUCCAAGGGGUGUCGUUCGAUGUCGUUCAAGCCAACCCGGAGGAUCCGGAGACCGCUCUGCAGUAUGUGGAGGAGCCCAUGGAACAUCUAACAUUACCAACGUUUGAUGAGAUGCUCCUCAACUACCAGAUGUUCGCGGACGCAGUUCCCAAGCAGCUCGCAGAUGCCGCCAAUGCCAGUGUGGGACUCAGUGGUCGUACUCUUCGACGGCUUCCUGUUCUAUCAUUGGUGCUCCAUAACAACAGUAUUCGGUGUGCCCAUGUUCGAGAAGCAUUGGCGGCUCUGCGGAUGGGAAUAGCAUCGGAGGUUCAGGCCAAGGCGGGAGGACGUGUAGGCUGA